Molecule: messenger RNA, 2447 nt
Organism: Zootoca vivipara (common lizard)
Lineage: Eukaryota; Metazoa; Chordata; Lepidosauria; Squamata; Lacertidae
Product: lipopolysaccharide-induced tumor necrosis factor-alpha factor homolog
Cellular component (GO): nucleus; cytoplasmic side of lysosomal membrane; cytoplasmic side of late endosome membrane
Molecular function (GO): zinc ion binding
Source: RefSeq, a predicted model, not a curated record
CUAACCGCCAACAGUCCCUUCCUGUCAUUUUAAACUGGGAUAAGCCAUCUGUCAGCAUCCUCAUCUCUACAAGGGCAACACCAUGCUCCUUCCCUUCCUUGGGACAACGACAGCAUCCAACCUGAGGAUAAAGUGAUUGGAAAUUUUGGGAGGGGGAAACGGUCGUCUCAUCUUGUUCACAGUCUACUGAGACAAACCACCAGAAAUGGAGCAACAAAAAAAGACGGUCUCCAUCCCCAUGAUGCCCCUGGCACAGCAGCCGGAACCCUUUGCACCAGGAUAUUCAUCACCAUACCCACCACAGUCAUCAUACAACCCAGAACCUUACGCCCAGGAACCCUAUGCACCAGAUCCAUUCUGGCCAGAACCUUCUGCUUCAUCAGAUGGCUAUGGCUACUAUGGAAAAAGCGGCGAUGGCUGCGACUGUCCUUCUCCACCACCAUAUUCAUGUCAAGAUGUCCCUUGUGAUCAAGUAGGACCAAUUGAAAUGGACUGUGGUCCUCCGGUCGUGGUUGCGGGAAUCUUCUCGAGCAAGCCAGCGUCCACCAUUUGCCCUUGCUGCCGCCAGAUCAUUUCGACGGAGGUGGUCUAUCGUGUGGGAUCUCUGACAUACAUAGCUUGCAGUGCUGUGUGUAUGCUGGGAGGCUGCUUUGGCUGCUGCCUCAUACCAUUCAUGACGAAGUGUUGCAAGGACGUAGACCAUUACUGCCCUCAAUGCAGGUACCACAUCUACCGAUACAAGAGACUAUAGACGCCUGGAAGAAAAGCCAUUUGAGGCAAACUUGCAGGAAAUCAAGCUGGAAGAGAAUCUCCUUCGGUGAAUUCAUGCAUUGACUCUUGUGACUGUUCCGGGUGCAGAAUUGCUCAGCAGUUUCCCACUCCUGCCAGCUUUUCAGUUAAGCUUGCCUGGAAUGUAGUUGCUGCAGCCACUUUGCCCCUGCUGACCCCAGAAGGAUGAAGCAGGAAGAGGCUGUUGGUAGGUUGGUCAACAGCUUGUAUGCAGAACCUCUUGGCUUUUUGCCUGGGCUUUGGAAUCAGGCAUCCCUUGAUUUCAUACUUGCCUUGCAUCCUUGUUAGCCUUAUUCCAGGCAUCCCCAAACUUUGGCCCUUCAGAUGUUUUGGACUACAAUUCCCAUCAUCCCUGACCACUGGUCCUGUUAGCUAGGGAUCAUGGGAGUUGUAGGCCAAAACAUCUGGAGGGCCAAAGUUUGGGGAUGCCUGCCUUAUUCCCUGAAUCAGAAAUAAACAGUAAAUUGCAAGAACUCGGGCCAGGAGGAAGAUGAAUUUCAAGUAAAUCUUCAAAAGGUUUUAUUUAUGUAAUGAUUAAUUCAAAUAGGAAUCAAUUCUAUACCAAGCAAACAUACUUGGUACACUCUGACCAUUAAAACAUUGGUAAGCUACCUCUGUCUAUUAUAAGCGAUAUAACUUCGUAUUUAGAAAACAACAUGUAUUUUUGGUGUAAGGACAAUUACUUUAAGAUGUUUUAUCAUUUAAAACAUAGACAAGCUACCUCUGUCUAUUAUAAGCGAUUUAACUGUGUGUUUAGAAAACAGAAUGUAAUUUUGGUGUAAGGAUAGUUAUUCUUAGAUAUACCUUCAAUGUUCAUUUAAACAUAGUUAUCUCUGUCUUUUGCAAACGAUAAAACUUUGUGUUUAGAAACCUGAACGUAUUUUUGUUAUAAGGAUAAUUACUCUAAUAUUUCUAAUGUUCAAUUUUUCAACAUUCCAGCUGAUGAAGAAUUGUUGAAACAGGGCCUUGUCCUGCCUGGGAUUUUUUCACUGGAAUUUAUUUUUAUUUGCCUAUUAUACUGGAAUUGAUUCCUAUUUGAAUUCAUCAUUACAUAAAUCAAACCUUUUGAAGAUUUACUUGAAAUUCAUCUUCCUCCUGGCCCAAGUUCUUGCAAUUUACUGUUUAUUUCUGGACUUCACCAAGAACUCAAAUUUCUAGAGUUAUUCCCUGAACCAAGCACAGCCAUUCUUAGCCUGUGGCCUGGUUGAUCAUGCACAAACUCCCAAUUCAGAAAUUGCACAAGAAUCUUCUGCACCCAUUUCCCCGAAGUUCAUUUUAGAACUCCACCUGCCCCAUGAAACUCUCCCCAGGCCACACCUCUCACCAGCAUUGCUUCAUUCCCCCUUUUUUUGCCUGGCUGGAAUAUGUCCUUGAAAUCCUUAUUUAUUUAUUUGUCUGAAUGGAUCAGAGAGGGGUGUGGGUUUAUAAAAAAUUAGACUACUGUACAAAGACUUGUUGAUCUGCCAAUUUUGCUGCUGUCCCUAGCCACUGCUGCCAUGUGGCCCUUACGAGGUUGUCUCUUAAGGAAUGUGGCCCUUCAGCUGAAAAGGGUCUAAGCUUAGCAAAACACUUUUCUUCCAUUCUCUCCCAGCCUUUUUGCAUAUUGGAAAUGGACGGUGAAAGGUUUUAGGAAGUUUACAAGAAGUUGUGACUAAUUA